This is a messenger RNA of Penicilliopsis zonata CBS 506.65, 1218 nucleotides long. RefSeq lists its product as hypothetical. The transcript is spliced from 5 exons. The coding region runs from base 287 to 1054 and encodes 255 amino acids. The record is from RefSeq and is a predicted model, not a curated record. Lineage: Eukaryota; Fungi; Ascomycota; Eurotiomycetes; Eurotiales; Aspergillaceae.
GAUGAUGGUGGAGAGACACAUAUAGGCCGUUUCAAGUAUAGGCAGUAGGGGUCCUUGAAACAAGCCUUAGUUAGACAUCCCUGGACCCACCACCAGACUAAGGUUGAUUAUAAGAACAGAGCAUCCCCAACAUGCCAACAUCUUCAUCAUCAUCAUCAUCAACUUCAUCCUUCAUUCAUUUGUGAUCUGUUGAGGCUGGUUCUCGACUUCCAUUCCUUCUUUCUUUCGCUUGACCUGCUGUACAUUGUUCUAUAUAUAUCAUCCACUAUAUCAAAAAUAUCAAACCAUGCGUUCCUUCUACGCCCUGAUUCCUGCUGCCGCCAUUGUCGGCGGCGCUGUUGCAAGCACCACCGAGGAGAGCGACUCGUGGUAUUUCGGCAACAGCAUGUUCUACCUGGGCCCUCCCACCUCGGGCAUCGACAUCAUCAAGGCCACCUACUCGAUCGUGCCUCCCAGCGUGCCCUGCGGAUACACCUCGCCCGACAACGAGGACCCGGUCUGGGUCUCCGUCUGGGUCGGCGCCUCCUCCUCGGAGAGCAGUGACUCGACGGACCUCUACCAGCCUUUGUUCAACUGGUCUCCCAACCAGGAACUCCAGGGCUGUCCCGCCUCUGUGUCUGAGUGGUGUGUUGCGGCCAGCACGUACACUCCGGCUGAGCAGGUUUCCGCAGACUAUGUGACUGUUCCUCAGAGCACUCAGGUCGAUUUCGAGAUUUCCGUGGUCGACGACGAGGUUUAUCAGGUUGUCACCAUGGGCGGCAAGGUGAUUUCCAAGCUGACAAACUCUCUCGACUCUGGCCUGCAGUAUUUGAUGUCUAGCGAUGAGUGCUACACUGGCUCUGACGGCGCCUGCGGAACCCUCGACGCCUGGACCAUUACCAAUCUCACGGUCACCCUGAGCGGCGCGGACGAGAAGUUCGGCGACACCAUCGCCCUCUAUGGAUCCAUGACCAGCGCUUCGCUGACCACCUCCGACGACGGAACCACCUGGCACACCGACUAUCUCGAUGUCAAGCUCGUCGACUUUGACGACACUGCCGAUCUGGAUGACUAAGCUGUUGUUGUAUAGGGGGAGCACUGGGCAGUGGAAGAACCGGGCAGCGACAAGCCAAUCUUCCGGGUUGAACUGGACCCAUUGAUUAGUAGAUAGAAAAUAUAGCUAUCUGUGGUUUGCACAUAGUCUGGCAUUCCAUUGACCGAAAGACAUUAUGAUCGAGU